AAUUUUACUAUUUUAUGUUCUACCUGAUUCAAAAUUAUAUCUCUAUGUAAUUUAACAUUCCGGUCCUGAAUGUAUUUAAAUCGCUGCACAGAGCAAGGAUGGCUGUGUUCAAAGAUGACGAGAGGGCACUGACAGCCGCAAGAUCAAAAAUUAAUGAGGAGUUCCGUAAAAAUAAACAGGAAUCAUCAGAAGAAAACAUUAUAGAGAUGAUCAAAAUGGGUUCCGACGUGGAAGCAGUCCUACGCACAGGCGUGCUUCAAAUGGAGCAUGUCGGCGACAAAAAGCUCUUGCUUCGACCCAGAGAGGAUCUGCUACUAGAAAAUGUGCCCUUUUGUGACCAGCCCAGGAAAAAGUCAUGAUGGCAUGCGAUUUAUUUAUUUAUUUUCCGCAAUUCCCACUGAGUGGGACUUAAUUUCACUCAUUAAACACAGGAACCUUGAUACCAUUUACCAGUAGUGGAAAACCUAGACAGGAAUGGAAACCAGGCUUUUCAUUGUUGUUCAUGUUGAAGAUAUAAAGAUCUCAAAUCAACUGAAUCAAUGUUAACCUUUUUACAAAAUGCACGUAAAGAUCAUUUUUAUAGUUUCCUGUUACUGCAAUGCUUUGGACAGUCAAUCACAAACAGCAUUUCAAACAAAGUGGAUUGGAGUAUUCUGUCGAAUUUUGGCUUUGGAUUGGAGGAAACAGGGUUGACAGUCUUGGCCAAAAGUAUUGGCACCCCUGCAUUUCCGUCAGAUAAUGCUAAAUUUCUCCCUGAACAUGAUUGCAUUUACAAUUGCUUUGGUAGUGAGAUAUUCAUUUAUUUUGCCUGCAAUGAAAAAACACAAAAGAGAAUGAAAAAAAAAUUACAUCAUAAUCAUUUUAACAAAACUCCAAAAAUAGCCAAAAGAAUUGGCACCCUCAGCCUAAUACUUGGUAGCACAACCUUUAGAUAAAAUAACUGCGAACAACCGCUUCCGAUAUCCAUCCAUGAGUUUCUUACAAUGCUCUACUGGAAUUUUAGACCAUUCUUCUUUGGCCAACUGCUCCAGGUCUUUGAGAUUGGAAGGGUGCCUUCUCCAAACUGCUAUUUUCAGAUAUCGCCGCAGGAGUUCUAUGGGAUUCAGGUCUGGACCCGUUGCUGGCCACUUUAGAAGUCUCCAGUGCUUUCUCUCAAACCAUUUUCUAGUGCUUUUUGACGUGUCUUGUGGGUCAUUGUACUGCUGGAAGACCCAUGACCUCUGAGGGAGACUCAGCUUUCUCACAUUGGGCCCUACAUUAUGCUGAAAAAAUUAUUGGUAGUCUUCAGACUUCAUAAUGCCAUGCACAUGGUCAAGCAGUCCAGUGCUCGAGGUAGCAAACCAACCCCAAAACAUCAGGGAACCUCAGCCAUGUUUGACUGUGGAGACAGUGUUUUUUUUUUCUGAAGGCCUCGUUUUUCUGUAAAGUCUAUGUUGAUGCCUUUUCCCAGAAAGCUCUACUUUUGUCUCAUCUGACCAGAGAGCAUUCUUCCAAAACGUUUUUGGCUUUCUCGGGUAGCUUUUGGCAAACUCCAGCCUGGCUUUUUUAUGUCUCCGGGUCAGAAGUGAGGUCUUCCUGGGUGUGCUACCAUAGAGUCCCUUUUCAUUCAGACGCCGACGGAUAGUAAGGGUUGACACGGUUUUAUCCUCGGACUGCAAGACAGCUUGAACUUGUUUGGAUGUUAGUCGAGUUUCUUUAUCCACCAACCGCACAAUCUUUCGUUGAAAUUUCUCAUCAAUUUUUCUUUUCCGUCCACAUCUAUGGAGGUUAGCCACAGUGCAGUGGGCUUUACACUUAUUGGCUACACUGCGCACGGUAGACACAGGAACAAUCAGGUCUUUGUAGAUGGACUUGUAGUCUUGAGAUUGCUCAUGCUUCCUCACAGUUUUGUUUGUGGGGGCAGUGGGGACACUUUACCUUUAUAUUGCUCUGCGCCAAGCACUUUAAUGGAAACUAACCCAUAGUAUUGUUGGAACUCCAAUCUGAAUUUCGUUGUUAUCUUGACAAUGACAAAUAAACUCUGAAUCUGAAUCUGAAUUUUGCUUCUCAAGUCCUCAGGCAAUUCUUUGGUCUUCUUCUCUCCAUGCUCAAUGUGGUACACAAAAGGACACAGGACAGAGGUUGAGUCAACUUCAAUCCAUUUUAACUGGCUGCAAGUUUGAUUUAGUUAUUGCCACCACCUGUUAGAUGCCACAAGUAGGUAACCGGUGCUGUUAAUUACACAAAUUAUAAAAGCAUCACAUUAUUUCAAAGGGUGCCAAUACUUUUGUCUGGCCCAUUUUUGGAGGUAUUUGUAAAAUGAUCAUGAUUUUUUUUUUCCAUUAUGUUUUGUAUUUUGUCAUUGCAAGCAAAAUAAAUGAAAAUAUUACCACCAAAGCAUUUGUAAUUGCAAUCUUUUCUGGGAAAAAUUGAGCAUUAUCUGACAGAACUACAGGGGUGCCAAUACUUGUGGCCAGCACUGUAUGUAGGAGUAGAUGCAAAAUCCACUUCCGUGUCAGCCUUUUGUCUGAAAAUUCAACGUCCAGAGACUUCAAUCAAAUUUUAUUUAAAUCAAGCUCUAGCAAACAAGACAAGGAUUAGGGCCACUGUAAAUUGAUGAAGAAAUUCUGCUGGAAAUGUCAGAGGUGCUGGAUUUUUUCAUGUGUGUAAGGUUUGUUGUAUACAGUGAAAUAAAAAGAGAAAAGAAAAAAAUCUAUAUUAAAAAAAAAUCUGAAUCAUGGAAAAUAAAAAUGGUGUCCCCAAGUGACAUUUACAAAAAAAAGGGGGGUGCAAAAUAUUGAUGAGAAUCAGAGAUUGGUGUGAGUGUAACAUCACAGAACAGACAGCAAACAGUUCAUGGCGUUUAUGCUACUUCGAACUUUCAAAUUCAUUCCAAACCUUUUGUCCUGCUUGCAUUUCUGAUGUGUUUUAAUAAAACUUAACACUGGCGGGGAAAAAAGUUGUCAAAACACACGCAAAAAUA
Messenger RNA from Corythoichthys intestinalis (scribbled pipefish), 2962 nucleotides. It is a transcript of the gene lyrm7, whose product is annotated as LYR motif containing 7. The coding region runs from base 99 to 359 and encodes 86 amino acids. Gene Ontology annotation, molecular function: protein folding chaperone. The transcript is spliced from 5 exons. Lineage: Eukaryota; Metazoa; Chordata; Actinopteri; Syngnathiformes; Syngnathidae. Gene Ontology annotation, cellular component: mitochondrial matrix. The record is from RefSeq and is a predicted model, not a curated record. Gene Ontology annotation, biological process: mitochondrial respiratory chain complex III assembly.